Molecule: messenger RNA, 3084 nt
Organism: Trichomycterus rosablanca
Lineage: Eukaryota; Metazoa; Chordata; Actinopteri; Siluriformes; Trichomycteridae
Gene: espnlb
Product: espin like b
Exons: 10
Coding region: 1-2991 (996 amino acids)
Biological process (GO): actin filament bundle assembly
Cellular component (GO): cytoplasm
Molecular function (GO): actin filament binding
Source: RefSeq, a predicted model, not a curated record
AUGCUCCACCAGGCCAUCCAGGCCGCACGCCAGGGAGAUGUGGAGACUCUCCGAGCUCUGCACCGCUCCGGGGGUCUCAGGCAGGGCAUCGCUGAUGACCAGGGGGCCACGCCGGUCCACCACGCUGCCCGCUGCGGCCAGAACCACUGCCUGCGCUUCCUGGUGAUGGAGGCCCGCUUCCAAGGGAACGCGCGUGCCAGGAACGGAGCCACGGCCGCCCAUGAUGCCGCUGCCACCGGGCACGUGCAGGAGUUGCAGUGGCUGCUGGGACAUGGCGAGUGCAGAAUGGAGGAUCGUGAUGGUGAAGGAGCUACGGCGCUACACCUGGCGGCGAGGUUCGGCCACGCUGACGCACUUCAGUGGCUCCUGACGGCAGGGGGCAGCACUGAGCUGGAGACCCACUGUGGAGCUCUUCCUGUCCACUACGCCGCCGCUAGUGGUGAUCUCACCUGUGUCAAAGUGCUCGUAUCCCACAAUCCACGAUGUGUGAACUGUCAGAUGGGCACCGGGGCCACACCACUCUACCUGGCGUGCCAGGAGGGGCAUCUGCACGUGCUGGAGUAUCUGGCGAAAGACUGCGAUGCCAACGUCCACCUGCAGGCCCAGGACGGCAUGAGCGCCCUGCACGCCGCCGUCCACAUGGGUCACUACACCGUGGUGGUCUGGCUGGUCUCGUUCACAGACGUGGAUCUGUCCUGUCGCGAUGCUAAUGGAGCCACGGCUCUGCACUUCGCUGCCAGCGGGGGGCACCACCGAGUCCUGGAGCUCCUGCUCUCUAUGGGGGCCCAAGUCCUGAGGGACCACUGGGGAGGGACCCCACUGCACAAUGCUGCAGAGAACGGAGAGAUCCAGUGCUGUCGGAUCCUGUUGGAUCAUCACGUCAGUCCUCUGGAGGAAGAUGCUGAUGGAUUCAGUGCUGUAGAUCUAGCCGAGUAUAACGGCCAUCCAGACUGUGCAGCGCUCCUCUCUUCAGCUCAGGUGGAUGAGACAGGAAACAACCUCCGACCACCAGAGAUCGUUCUCAUAGAGGGGGACCGGACCGUGUUCGGGACAGACGAUCGUCUGUUGGACCUCACUGACCGACCCGGUGAUAGAAUCCACAGUGCAGUGAUGGAAAACAGCAAGCAGCCGGUGAAUGAGGUUCCUCCUCAACCUCGUCUCUCUCCGUCAAACCCGGACUCGUCACACUCCUUUAGGACUGGAAUCAACUCCAUUCAGCACGUCCAAGUAGCUUCUGCAGUCGUGGCCAACAUGAAGAAGCAGCCCGAGGAAAAUGAGGCACUGGAGGCUCAGGUGAGGACGGCUCGGUCCUGGAGACACGCAGGAAUAACCGCCGUCUUCACUGGGCCAGGGAAAGGAGAAAACAGAACGCUGCUUCUCCCAUCAGAGGAGGUGAACGUCGCCGAUAUCGACUCUCUGAUUCCCACUCACGAUGAAAACGGCCGCUCCAUCGCCGAGUGGAAGAGGCAGGUGAUGGUGAGGAGACUUCAGGCCAGACUUCAGGACCAUGAAGAUCAGUGGAGAAACGUAAACGGCUUUACCUCGAAUUCUGCAACUACAACCAUUGAUAGCUGGAGAUACUCUAAUGUCCACGACGCCAUAUUGGGCCCCUUCGGUGAGCUGCUGACUGAGGAUGACCUGGUGUACCUGGAGGGGCAGAUCGAGACGGUUUCCCUGCAGAAGAAGUGCCAGGCCUACGAGCACGAGUUAACCAGCCUGGUCGAGCAGCUCCAAGCCCUCCUGCCUGCUCCCAUAGUCAACAUCAGCAUCAACACCCAGUUCCAGCAGCAGAGACCCGAGCUGUUGGACUCUCUGGUGUUGCCGGUGUGGUGCAGACGUAUCUCAGGAAUCGUCAAGAGCAUGUCCCUGCUUCUGAACAACGUCUCGGAUAGAGACGGACGUGACGGCAUCUCAAAAAUGCCCAACGAGGAACUGGCGUCGGUCUUCUCGAGCCAGCCGGAAAGGUGCAAGAGCAGGAGGGGGAAGGCCGAAAGGGAGAUCAAGCUGUCGGGGGUCUCGGUGCGAGACCUGAGGUCCACGUUUGAAAGUCAGAUGGAGAACAUCUACCCAUUUGCAGGGAUGUUAAACAAUAAUUCCAAGAUCCACAUGAAGCAGAACGUCUCCAGUUCCUCACACACCGGCGUCCAGGACGACCUUAUUACAGACGGUGGAAUAAAGUGCCAACGUCCAACCAGCACGGUGUCAACCAAAGUCGUCGAGACCACCAGUUUGCGCAAAGAGCGAAUCGUCGUCCUGUUCCUGAGCCACUGGAAAAGAUCCGCCUACGCCAUCUCCAUGAGGGCCAAACUGAAACCAGAACCGGACACGCACAAGCCAGCAGACUGCCCCAAGAGUCCGAGCGCGGUGACUCCGGUGCCUCAACCAAGCGGCGACUCUCUGUAUCAUCUCUACAGACAGAAGACCACCAUCAACUCAAUGAUUCACAACUGGAGGACCAUCAGGUCUGGGGUUCCCUCCCGGCAGAUCCGCAGCCUCCAGAAGAAAUCCGUCACGUACUCCCCGGAGCAGUUCCUCCCUCGGGUGGACGGCGCGCCCGUACCCUACGAGAGCCUGACGCUCGAGCUGUUCAUGCUGGGCUACUUCCACAUCCUGGAGCAGGACCUGCCCCCCGAUGAACGCAAAAUGAGGCACCUGCUCUGCUUCGAGGUGUUCGACCACGUGGCCGAUUAUCCGUGGGAGGCGGUGAGGGACUUCCACGAGGCCGUGGUCAAGGACAUCGAGGACGGGAGGCGAGAGUGGACGGACGGCUUCGAAGACGUCAAGGUCCGCUUCUUCGGGAGGAAAGACAAAACGGGUCCGUCCAGCAGGUCUCUGAAGGAGGUUCCUCGAGCCACAGACGAGAAGCUCCACAGGGCAGGAGGGAGUUCGGACCUCUCGUGUUCUAGUAACGAUGAAAUCUGUAAAUACAUCGAUCGUAGCUUCGCUUUCUGGAAGGAGAAGGAGGCCGAGCUGUUCGAGUUUGAACGUUAGUGUUUGGUUUGAGUUGUUUUGAUGUUGUGGCUUUGAUCCUCUCUGACGCUUUUAUGUUUUUAUUUUGACUCUGUAGACGAGUAAAGCUUUAAA